UGUGUGUCAGUCAGACAGUAGUUCGGAAUGACAGUGAUUGUUCGACUACCGUAGUAUUGUUAUUUCAGUUAUUUCCCAUUAAUUUACGAUAAAUUUUCGAUAGUUCAAUCACUAGGUCUACGUGACUUUUUGACUGGACACCAUGGCGGCAUCGAACAAUCCAUACAAUAAGUUACUGAAGUCGUUGGACUUGGAAGGGAAGAGAUAUAAGUACUAUGACCUGUCGCAGCUCGGAGAUAAGUACGAUCGCCUCCCGUACAGCAUCCGUGUGCUCGUCGAGUCGUGCAUCCGUAACUGUGAUAACUUCCAAGUCCUGGAGAAGGACGUCAGGAAUGUUCUCGAUUGGGAAACGAAUCAGAACUCCGAGGGUGGGGUCGAGAUAGCAUUCAAACCGGCGAGAGUUAUUCUACAGGAUCUCACCGGUGUACCGGCCGUCGUGGACUUCGCGGCUAUGCGGGACGCGGUGCGCGAGUUGGGCGGUAAUCCCGAUAAAAUCAACCCGAUUUGUCCCGCUGAUUUGGUCAUUGAUCACUCGGUUCAAGUCGACUUUGCUCGAACACCUGAUGCCCUUAACAAGAACCAAGAAUUAGAAUUCGAGAGGAACCAGGAGAGGUUUCAAUUUCUAAAGUGGGGUGCUCAGGCGUUCAACAACAUGCUGAUAGUCCCGCCUGGUUCUGGGAUAGUCCACCAGGUUAACUUGGAGUACCUAGCUCGUGUAGUGUUCACCGGUGACCUCCUUCACCCGGACUCGGUGGUCGGAACCGACAGUCACACCACCAUGAUCAACGGCCUCGGUGUGGUGGGAUGGGGUGUUGGUGGCAUCGAAGCAGAGGCAGUCAUGCUUGGACAAGCGAUUAGUAUGCUGCUGCCAAAAGUGGUAGGCUACAAGCUCAUCGGACAGUUGAACCCGCUGGUGACGUCGACGGACCUCGUGCUGACCAUCACUAAGCAUCUCCGCUCGUUGGGCGUGGUCGGUAAAUUCGUGGAGUUCUUCGGUCCGGGCGUGACGGCUCUCAGCAUAGCGGACCGAGCGACCGUCGCCAACAUGUGUCCGGAGUUCGGUGCCACGGUCGCGCACUUCCCGGUCGACGAGCGGUCGUUGCAGUAUCUGAGUCAGACGAAUCGUUCAGCGGAGAAGAUAAAAAUUAUCGAAGCGUAUCUGAAAGCGACGAAACAGUUUCGGGAUUACAGUAACUCGGCGCAGGACCCCGUGUUUUCAGAGGUGGUAGAACUGGAUCUGGCAACGGUUGUGACGUCAGUCAGUGGUCCGAAACGGCCGCAAGACAGAGUGUCCGUCUCCGUUAUGAAGAAGGACUUCAACGAGUGUCUCAGUAACAAGGUUGGAUUCAAAGGUUACGGCCUGAGUCCGUCUCAGCUCUCGACCACGGGCAGCUUCUCGUUCAGCGACGGGAAGACGUAUACCAUAACCCAUGGCUCGGUGAUUAUAGCCGCGAUUACAUCGUGCACCAACACGUCCAACCCUAGCGUCAUGCUCGGAGCUGGUCUCCUCGCUAAGAAGGCAGUAGAGGCAGGUCUCAGCGUUAUGCCGUACAUAAAAACGUCCCUGUCUCCUGGUUCAGGAGUCGUCACCUAUUACUUGAGGGAGUCAGGCGUUGUUCCGUAUCUGGAGAAGUUGGGAUUCGACAUCGUCGGCUACGGUUGCAUGACGUGCAUCGGUAACUCGGGACCGAUUGACGACAACAUCGCGAACACCAUAGAGAAGAACGAACUGGUCUGCUGCGGCGUACUCUCCGGGAACAGGAACUUCGAGGGUAGGAUCCAUCCGAACACUAGAGCGAAUUACCUGGCUUCGCCUCUGCUGGUCAUCGCGUACGCCUUGGCCGGGACCGUCGAUAUCGAUUUCGAGAAAGAACCGUUAGGUAAACGCGCUGACGGUUCACCUGUGUUCCUGAGAGACAUCUGGCCGACCAGGUCUGAAAUUCAGGAUGUCGAGAACAAACACGUAAUACCUGGGAUGUUCAAAGAGGUAUAUGAAAAGAUCGAACAAGGUUCGCCGUCAUGGCAGGCGCUCGACGUGCCCAAGGGAAAGCUGUACUGCUGGGACCCCAACUCCACUUACAUCAAGAGGCCCCCAUUCUUCGCUGGAAUGACUAAGGAUCUUCCCCCCAUCAAGAGCAUACCGAACGCGCGUUGCUUGCUGCUGUUGGGCGAUUCGGUGACCACGGAUCACAUAUCGCCGGCCGGUUCGAUCGCGAGGAACUCCCCGGCCGCGAGACUCUUGGCUUCUAGGGGGCUGACCCCGCGCGAGUUCAACUCGUACGGCUCGCGGCGCGGCAACGACGCCGUGAUGUCGCGCGGCACGUUCGCCAACAUCCGCCUCGACAACCGCCUGGCGCCGCGCGCCGGCCCGCGCACCGCGCACCAGCCCAGCGGCGACCUCAUGGACAUCUUCGACGCCGCCGACCGAUACGCCAAAGAAAGCGUCCCCCUGAUCGCGAUCGUCGGCAAGGACUACGGCUCCGGCUCCAGCCGCGACUGGGCCGCCAAGGGGCCGUUCCUGCUGGGCAUCCGGGCGGUGAUCGCGGAGUCGUUCGAGCGCAUACAUCGUUCGAAUCUCGUGGGUAUGGGUAUAAUGCCCCUCCAGUUCCGGUCCGGGGAGAACGCGGACAGCCUCGGUCUGAACGGGACGGAGGUGUACACGAUCGACGUCCCGGCGGACCUGGUUCCCCACCAGGUGCUCACGGUUCGAGUCGACAACGGAAAGUCAUUCCAAGUGAUCGUACGUUUCGACACCGAAGUGGAUCUGACGUACUUCAGAAACGGUGGAAUCUUGAACUACAUGAUCAGGAAGAUGCUUUAAAUGUAAUCGGAUAAUGUAUUCGACUGCGGACCAGUGGUGUAGUUUUAAAUGGCAUGGGUGGCAGCGUUUGGCAUUAUAAGUAUGGUCGGAGCCACCUAGAGACCGGCACGCCCCCCUCCCUAAUUAUCAUUUGUAUUUAACUUUUACCGGGUAGUUAUUUAAUAUUUAACUGUUUUUUAAUUUGAUUUGCAAGAUUAUAGCAGAUUUAUUAUUAGUUUGUUAAAUAAUGAACAAAAAAAAUGUGUAUUAAUUAAUUUAUUCUUUCG
Molecule: messenger RNA, 3087 nt
Organism: Vanessa tameamea
Lineage: Eukaryota; Metazoa; Arthropoda; Insecta; Lepidoptera; Nymphalidae
Product: cytoplasmic aconitate hydratase-like
Exons: 22
Coding region: 143-2821 (892 amino acids)
Biological process (GO): citrate metabolic process; tricarboxylic acid cycle
Cellular component (GO): cytosol; mitochondrion
Molecular function (GO): aconitate hydratase activity; iron-responsive element binding; 4 iron, 4 sulfur cluster binding
Source: RefSeq, a predicted model, not a curated record